AACGCUUUUGAAUGUUUUCAUUCACAUCUGAUUAACGUAGGCAAAAAUAGAUAAUUCCGUCUUCCGGAAAGAAAAAAAAGAAAUAAAUUUUAUUGAAAAUCAAGUUUGCAUAUUUUUAGAAUUGUUGUUAGCAUUGUAUGUGCAUAAUUACUGCCUCGAAAUAUGUCCAAUCAUCAUUUACUUUCGGGGAACCCAUGGGUAGUCGAAGAAAAGUUUGCAGAAAUGGAUAUAAAGGAUAUAAAAAAGGAAAUAUUGCAUGUGGAGAUUGACUCAAAGGCUUACCUUGAGCAUGCAAUGUAUCAUAUGAACGAUGCACGCACAUCACUUUUGCUCCACAUGCCGAACAGCGACAAUUAUUUAAUUGCAUCGAGUAAAAUGUUUUUGGCAAAUAUGAGGCAGGCGAUCACCGCACAAAACGAAUACAUCGAUAAGUUCAGUGUUGACCCGGAUCCCGAUGAGAGUAAUGAAUUGAAAAUUGCAUCAAAAGGAUGGUAUAAUUUGCUACUAAGACAACUUAUGCAGCACAGAAUCAUUUUAGCGAACGCAAGGGCCUUGGGCAACCAAGAUUGUGGCUAUUUGGUCAAAUUGGAAAGUAAAUGGCAAUCCAACUGGCGACUUCAAGAGCGACUUAGAAGGGAUAUGAAUGCACGAUAUCCAUAAAUUCAAAAUCAAGAGCGAUCGAAUAUUUCAAAUCCAUUGUAGGAUCAUUCAUCAAAGUAUUCACAAAGCAAAAACCAGAUUUGCCA
Molecule: messenger RNA, 746 nt
Organism: Sitodiplosis mosellana (orange wheat blossom midge)
Lineage: Eukaryota; Metazoa; Arthropoda; Insecta; Diptera; Cecidomyiidae
Exons: 5
Coding region: 163-660 (165 amino acids)
Source: RefSeq, a predicted model, not a curated record